Cannabis sativa is the source of this 2821-nucleotide messenger RNA. RefSeq lists its product as uncharacterized. The record is from RefSeq and is a predicted model, not a curated record. NCBI's taxonomy places the organism in Eukaryota, Viridiplantae, Streptophyta, Magnoliopsida, Rosales, Cannabaceae. Bases 1637 to 2821 code for a protein of 394 amino acids. The transcript is spliced from 3 exons.
UGUGAUUAGAAAAAAAUGAUCUAUAUAUAUAUAUUAAAUAGUGAGAUAAAUAAAUAGUGAAGCAUUAGAUUAGUUAGUUAGUUUAAAAUUUAAAAUUUAAAUUUAAAUCAGCAUAAUUUUAUCUGAUUAGUUAGAUAUUUAUUUUUAAAUUUAAACCUAUUAUACGAUAUGUUAUAUACGUAUAUACUCUAUAACCCUAGCAGCCAGAUAGUAUCGUAUUCCCUUAUUCUCACCAUCUCUCAAUUUCCUUUUUUUUUUUAUUCUCUCUAUUGAACCAAAUCAAUUGUUUUAAUCUUAAGAGCUUCGGGGUUAGCAAUCAACCGAUCAUCGUUCCGUGUCUUCGAAAUCUUCAGGGCCUAGAAGGUAUCGUAAGAGUUAAUUACAGCGGAGUUGAGGUAAGGAAAAAUAAUGAUACUUUAUACUUGCUUUUUAUAUGGUUUGAGUAUCUAGUAUGACUGCUUGAAUAAAUUGUAUUGAAACUGUGGAAUGUGAUAGUUUCGGUGAAAUAGUGUUUUAUCGAUGAAUUGUAUAUGGUUGUUUAAUCAUGUUCCAGGUACUUGAAAGUGGUUGGAAACCACACAUGUAUGGUGAUGUGGUAAGUGAGGCAGUGUACGUAAGGGUGCACUGGUUAUUGGUACUGCGUUCUGGUUAAGAACGUAAGACACUCCAGAUUUGUAUGGAAGCUGGAGUGUGAUUGUGAGUGUGAGUGUGUGGUAUUUCAGUAUUUGUGUGGCUGCCUCUAUUUAUACUUAUGAUUAGGUUGUUGUAUGUUUGAUGUAUAUGUUUGUGCUAUGAUGUGUGAAUGCUGGUACAUAGUAUUGUGUUUUUCCUUACUGGGCUUUGCAGCUCACCCCUUAUUUACCCCCUAUGUGCAGAUAAGUAAGCCUGUAAGCUUUCGGUGACAAGUUGAGUCUGGGCAGCAUGGGGUGUAUCUCGUGUGAUCAUGUAACUGCGUGUGGUCUUGGCCAUCUUCCGCUGAAAGUUUUUUUUUAAAUUUAUUAAACUUAUCGAGGAUGUUGUCGUUUAAAUUUUCUAUUACUUUUCCCUAAGUGGUAAUACUUUAUUUUCAACUGGGUACCCAUGUUUUGAAAAGUGUUUUUUUUUUAAAAAAAAAAAAUAAAGGCAACAUUAGUAUCUUAACGCCAGUUUAUUUAUGGCAUCUUAUUUUACGUAAGUAAGGGCGUUACAAAUGGUAUCAGAGCCAGGUUACAUUGAUCUUGAAUUCACGCGACAUACACACCAUCGCUGCAAAGGAUCAACUUGUCAUCAAGUAUGUAUGCUUUAUAUAUGUUAUGUCUUAUAUGUUAAAUUUGGCUUAGUCUUUAUCUUUUGAUUUUCCUUUAGUUAGCUAGAAGUUUAGGGUAUGGUUAAUCGAAACAAUUAACUGAUUUUUCGGAGUUAGAAUUUUAGUAUAACUCAAACAAUUUUCUUAUUAGUGUAAUUUUUUUUUUUAUGAGUGAAGAUUAUUUAUUUAUUUAUUUAUUUUACAUGGUGAAUUGUUGCUUGAUGAUUUACGUUUUUUUUUAGUUUAUAUAAUUUAGUGUAUAGAUAUUUCCUUUUUGAGCGAGAUACAUCUUUGGUUAUUUUUCUUAGCGAUACCAUCUCCUUUCUUUUGAAGAACAAGUUAAGGGAUUUGAUGGAAAACGGUGAACCUAGAAGAUCAACCCGGUUGAAUGAAAGAGCGGCUGUAAGAGACCGAGCUAGAGGUCGGGGGCGAGGAGGUGCUCACGGUCGAGGUCGCGGUCGAGGCAGGGGAAACCAGCAUGUCCCUGCCGAGGCGGUGAUCCAGGAGAAUCAAAAUGCCCCUGUAAAUGGACAACAACCAGGUCAAGGUGGGGGCAACCACGAAGUCCCUGCUGGGGUAGUUGGUCAAGAACACCAAAACGCCCCUGUAGUGGUGCCACCACAACAAGAAGAUUUGGCGCAAGAAGUUGCUCAUCUCAAGGAAGAAAUUAGGAAGCGAGAUGAAGAGGCUCUCAACCGUCAGGAACAACCCAAUCAAGGACAACAUCAAUUUUUGCCGGUGCAAUACAUGCCUGUGCCGGAGGGUCGAUGGGAACCAAUAUAUGAAAGGUUCCGCAAGCAACACCCACCAAAUUUUGAAGGGGGCUCAGAUCCAAUGGAAGCUGAGGAAUGGUUAAGAACAGUGGAAGGUAUUGUUGAGUACAUGCGGCUCGGUAACGGAGAUAGUGUAGCUUGUGCUGCUAGUUUAUUGAAAAAGGAUGCCCGCAUCUGGUGGGAUGUUAUUAAACAAACACGGGAUGUGGCCGCAAUGACCUGGGCUGACUUUGUACAAGUUUUUAACAAAAAAUACUACGUUGAAGCAAUACGCUCGGCUAGAGUUAAUGAGUUCACAAACUUGAGGCAGGGGUUACAAGGGACGAUCGUCUUCUCAAAGAUCGACUUGAGAUCUGGGCACCACCAAUUGAAAGUGCGAGAGGAAGAUAUCGCAAAGACAGCAUUUCAAACACUGUAUGGGCAUUAUGAAUUUCUAGUAAUGUCAUUUGGGUUAACCAAUGCCCCAACAACCUUCAUGAAUUUAAUGAAUAGAGUAUUCAAGGAGUAUCUCGAUAAGUUUGUAGUGGUAUUCAUUGAUGACAUACUCAUUUAUUCAAGGACAAUGGAAGAGCAUGAGGAGCACUUAAGGCUAACUCUAAGUAGACUCAAAGAGCACCAAUUGUACGCCAAAUUCAAAAAGUGUGAGUUACGGUUGGAGAAAGUGGCGUUUCUAGGCCAUACGGUGUCCAAAGAUGGGGUAGAGGUGGACCCCGCGAAAAUUGAAGCAAAGGAAGAGCCGGCCAAAACCAAAAACCGCAAGUGA